AUGCUGAAGGCAAAUACUUAAAAUAGUCUUAAAUAUUUAACCUCCAUAAAAUUCAAAUGCCAUUUUGAGAAAGGAAGCUGAUUUUUCAACACUUGGAGUUGCACUGGAGCUUUCAGCUUUUUUUUGUUUCAUUCAGCUGCUGAGAACAGCCAGGAAAAGACAUUUGAUAUUGAAGGAAGAAAAUAAUCGCUGGUUGUUCAGAAAGGGUGAGCCAUUUUGGCCACUUUGGCUGGAUUCAUUCCAGUGACCUCGAGUUGUGGGUGCUUCGAAGUUUGUGCUUAAACAUCUGCUCACUCACAGCAGCUCCAGAGCAAGUUUUGAGGCUCAGUGAGGAAGGGCGGGAGAAGGUCCUUGUGAGGUGGGGUGGGCGGGACCAUCUCCUGUCUGUUAGCAGGAGCAGGAAAGCCCAUUGGUCAGUCAGGAAGAGCGGGAAAAGCCCAUUGGUCAGUCAGGAAGAGCGGGAAAAGCCUUCGGUCAGUCAGUCAGUAAGGGGAGGAAAAUCUUGACUUUGGUUUCCACAGAAACUUUCUGCUUUUUCUCUCUGGCUUUAUGGUUUGACCUCAGAUAAUAAGUUUUAAGUCCAGCACAUGGAAUAGCCUUUACUGAUUUAUUUGGUAAUCUCUUUUUAACGCCUUCGUCCCUUCCGGAGAAGCUGGAUUGUUCUGCACCAGCCUUCAUGGAGGAGCACAGCGUGUGUUCAGUGCCAGCUGGGAGCAAGACCGGCUUCAGGGAAACAAGCCCUUCUGGUCAUGAGAGCCAUGUCCCUAGUUCUGAAGUUCUUGAAGCAAUAGAAAAUGUUAUCGAAGACGUACUUAAAAGCUUGGCCCAAAAAAAAGCACCUGUUCUCACACUAGCUAACAGAUCAGAUUGGAGGAAUAUAGAAUUUAGAGAUUCUGUAGGUCUACAGAUGAUACCACGUUCUACUACAAGACAAAUAAGAAGUGACUGCCCUAGCUCAGCACCAAGAUUUGCUCUGAUGCUCAAAAUAUUAUCCAUGAUCUAUAAAAUGGUGCAGAGUAAUACUUAUGCAACUAAAAGAGAUAUAUAUUAUUCAGACACACUACUGUUUGGUAGCCAGAGUAUAGUGGACAAUAUAAUCAAUGACAUUUCUUGCAUGCUUCAGAUACCUCGGAGAAGUCUACAUAUACUGUCUACAACUAAAGGUUUUGUUGCUGGUAAUUUAAGUUACACUGAGGAAGAUGGUACAAAAGUGAAUUGUACCUGCAGUGCAACAGCAGUCACUGUGCCAUCUAAUGUUCAAGGAAUUAAAAAUUUAAUCUCACAUGCCAAAUUUAUUUUAAUUGUAGAAAAGGAUGCAACUUUUCAGAGACUCUUGGAUGAUGAUUUCUGCACUAAAUUGUCCCCAUGUAUAAUGAUUACGGGAAGAGGUGUACCAGAUCUCAAUACACGGCUUUUGGUCAGAAAGCUGUGGGAUGCUUUUCAAAUUCCUGUUUUCACCCUUAUGGAUGCAGAUCCACAUGGUGUGGAAAUAAUGUGCAUCUACAAAUAUGGAUCUGUGUCAAUGUCAUUUGAGGCCCAUCAUCUCACCGUUCCAUCUAUAAAGUGGCUUGGUCUCCUUCCAUCUGAUCUUGAGAGAUUAAAUAUACACAAAGAUGCCCUGAUUCCAUUUACAAAGCAAGAUCAAAAUAAGUUAGCCAGUAUACAAAAGAGACCUUACCUUGCUUGUCAGCCACUGUGGAAAAGAGAACUGGAUAUUAUGGCAGCAUCUAAACUGAAGGCUGAAAUUCAAGUUUUAACUUCUCUUUCAUCAGAUUACCUUUCUAGAGUCUAUUUACCAAACAAACUGAAAUUUGGUGGAUGGAUAUGAAUGUUUGUUUGCAAACAAAAUGUUUUUCUUGAUAUUGAUUUCUUUUGUUAACUGCUCUUAGAAAAAAUGCACAGAGGCAGAGCAGUAUGCUUCAUGCAUGUCAGGUUUCUUUAUCACUUUAUCUAGACUAUCAUUAUCUUUUGUUUGUUCGUUUGUUUUCAAACCAUAGGAGUAAUUACAAUUAUUUUUUACUUCCAUUCUGUGGCUUCUGCACUGUAAUAAUGCCAGAUGCAAUGGCACAUACAUUAAAAGAUAACGCGGUAUGUUCUUUCUGGCCAGAAAAUAUUAAGUUGAAAAAUGUAUCAGGAAAUUGCUUUGCUUUUUUUCUUAAAGCACAAGGUGAUGCUGUACCAACCUGUUUAUUUUUGAAGAGAGCAAAAGACUUUGUUAACAAUUUAUUGCACAUGCCUCCUGUUGGAAAUUAUUGUAAGUACAGCAUUGUGACAUUUUGUGUUCGCUGUGAAUCCAGGUUGAAAAGCCAGAGAGAGUUCUUGUUACUGCUAGAAAUGUCCCAGCAACCAAAUUACUAUUUGUCUUCCAUGAACAAGUAAGCAAGCAGAUGUUACUGAUUAAGAAUUUAAUAAACGAUCCUGUUAAUGAUGCACAUCAUAACAGAAUCCCUUGUUCAUUUUCUUUAUUUAGUUGGCUGUAAAACAGGAGCAGGAAACUGUGGUGAUUAAAGUGUACAAUGAAUUUUAUGUGAGGAAACCAAACUGACUGCAUAGAUACUACUUCCAAAAUUUACAGAUAAUAUUUGCAGUACACUUAUCUAGUCUGGGUUUGUUUGUUUUCAUUACUGUUCCGCCAGUAUGAAACUGAAAAGGAAUUCAAAUUCCUGUUUUCUUUCCUGCACAGUAGCAGUGUUACUACCUGCUGGUAAUUUCUAACGCCCAGGUAACAAUCAAUCUAGAUCCAGCGGAACGAGGGGCUGUUGUCUCAGCAGGUGUGACAGUACCAGGACAGGUGUCACCUACUGCAGCCCGGUCACACCAGCACACAGCAACAGGCCUGGGCAGAGAACUUCCUUACACCUGGCCCAUGGGAGGCUUUGUUUUCAGGAGUGAGCGGGUUCCUGAAAUACGUGAAGCAGUUGACACUAUUUUAAUUCAAACAGGUGAAGUAGCUGCAUUUAGUGUCACGGUAGCGCCCGAGGGCAGCUGAACGUGCUCGGGCCCGUCUGAUCACCCCGCCUCCCCCGAGAUCAGGGACCACCACGGGACUUGCACUGUCCAGCGCUCAGACACCGCCGCUCGGCUGAGCAGGAAAAAGUCGUUAACUUCUUCAGCGGCAGCGCCGCGGAGAUCCCCAGCGGCCCCAUGGCGCGGGCUGGGCUCCUCCCGGCCCGAAGACAGCGGAAAACCGGCC
Molecule: messenger RNA, 3193 nt
Organism: Columba livia (rock pigeon)
Lineage: Eukaryota; Metazoa; Chordata; Aves; Columbiformes; Columbidae
Gene: SPO11
Product: SPO11 initiator of meiotic double strand breaks
Exons: 13
Coding region: 677-1828 (383 amino acids)
Biological process (GO): meiotic DNA double-strand break formation; meiotic DNA double-strand break processing; reciprocal meiotic recombination
Cellular component (GO): nuclear chromosome
Molecular function (GO): DNA topoisomerase type II (double strand cut, ATP-hydrolyzing) activity; DNA binding; ATP binding
Source: RefSeq, a predicted model, not a curated record